Molecule: messenger RNA, 1677 nt
Organism: Polypterus senegalus (gray bichir)
Lineage: Eukaryota; Metazoa; Chordata; Cladistia; Polypteriformes; Polypteridae
Product: tripartite motif-containing protein 16-like protein
Exons: 6
Coding region: 1-1677 (558 amino acids)
Molecular function (GO): protein binding
Source: RefSeq, a predicted model, not a curated record
AUGGCUGAAGCUCAACUGUGUGGAUUAGUACAGGAUGAAUUCACCUGCUCGCUGUGCAUGGACACCCUGACUGACCCCAUCUCCAUCCCCUGUGGUCACAGUUUCUGCCUGGAGUGCCUAACAGACUGUUGGGAUGAGAGCCAAGUGUGCCGCUGUCCUCAGUGUAGAGAGAUCUUCACCGCGAGGCCUGAACUUCACAUGAACACGGUGCUGAAUGAAGUCGUCAAGAAACUAAAGAAGGUAGGACUCCGUUCUCCACCAUUUCAGAAUUAUGCUGACCCUGGAGAUGUGAAGUGUGACUUCUGCAUUGGGUUGAAGUUCAGAGCUGUGAAGUCCUGUCUCACCUGCUCGGCCUCCUACUGUCAGACUCACCUGCAGCCUCACUUUGAAUUAGCAGCCUGGAAGGACCACAAGCUGACUGAUCCAGAUGAAAAUUUGAAGGAGAAAUUCUGUGCAAAACAUCAGAAAUGUCUGGAAAUAUUUUACACAACUGAUGAGACGUGUAUCUGCUCAAAGUCUGUGGUGACUGGACAUAAAAAUCAUGAAAUGGCUGAGCUGGAGACAGACAGAGAAGAAAAAGUGCUGCUGGUGACACUGAGUGACAUCAGGGGGAGACUUGAGGAGAGAGAGAAGAAACUGAGGGAGACGAGGAGGGUGAUGGAGCAGAAGAAGAUAUCAGUGGAAAGAGAGGUAGAUGAAAAUGAGAAGAGCUUCACUGAUCUGAUGCACUGCAUUGAAGAAGCCCAGAAGAAAUUGGUUGAGAAGAUUAGAGAACAAGAAAAGAGAGAAAUAGAAAAGGCUGAAGGAGUCGUAGAACAACUAGAGAAGGAGAUUGAGGAGCUGAAGAAAAUAUAUGCUGAGCUGAAGGAACUUUCAGGGACCAAGGACAACCUCCACUUCCUGAAGACUUUUCCAUUUUGCCGUGUCCUCCCUGCUGAUGGAGACUCGCUCAGCUUCACUGUCAUUGCUGAUGUCUCUUCAGAGGACCUGAGAAAGGAGCUUUCAUGUCUGAAAAAGAUUCUGGAGAAGAUCACUCAGUGGGACAUCAUGACCUUGACAUCAGGUCGUGAAGCUCCAGUUCUCACCCUACAGCCUCCUGAGCCUCAGCGCAGAGACGAGUUUUUACAAUACUUCUGUCCACUCACACUGGACCUCAAUACGGCACACAAAGACCUCCAUCUGUCUGAAUGGAACAAGAAAGUGACAUGUGAGAGGACAAAGCCUGAAUAUCCUGAGCAUCCUGACAGAUUUGACUACUGGGAACAAGUUCUGUGCAGAGAGGUUCUGACUGGGACUCGCUGUUACUGGGAGGUGGAGUGCACUGGAGACUGGAUUCUGAUUGGAGUCGCAUAUAAAGGACUGAGCAGAAAAGGAAAGGACAGGGAGUGCAGCCUGGGAAUCAACGACAUGUCCUGGAGUUUACUGUGUUCUGAUUCCCAGUAUGCUGUGCGUCACAAUGACGAGGAAACUUUCAUCAGUGCACCGUACUGCCCCAGGAUAGGUGUGUAUCUGGACUGGCCUGCUGGCUCACUGUCAUUUUAUAGCGUCUCACACACAAUGACCCUCCUGCACAGGUUCAACACCUCCUUUACUGAGUCCCUCUAUCCAGGUUUUGGGUUUUGGCUUGAUUGUAAGUCCAGCGUAAAAAUUUGCCAUCUGACACCAUGUGACCACUGA